Molecule: messenger RNA, 1534 nt
Organism: Daldinia decipiens
Lineage: Eukaryota; Fungi; Ascomycota; Sordariomycetes; Xylariales; Hypoxylaceae
Product: alpha/beta-hydrolase
Exons: 4
Coding region: 246-1046 (266 amino acids)
Molecular function (GO): hydrolase activity
Source: RefSeq, a predicted model, not a curated record
AGUUAACAAUUAGCCGGCAGUUCAUUUGUUAUCUACCGUCGUAAUGUCGACUCCCAAAAGAGCAUCCGAGACCGUUCUCCACACGCUUGGUUUGCUUGAAAAGGAAUCCGGUGAACCUUUUUGCUUGGCGAACGGAUUAUGUUCUGGAUAUUAUAGAUUUAUAAUCAAGCCCUAGACACAAAAGAUUGAAAACGUACCUGGUCACUCGUUAAUUCCUUGCACCUCAUCCCGUCGCUAGUUUACACAUGUCGAUAAAGAUGCUGAGGUUUACGUCUUUAGUUGCACUCUUGAGCAUUGGUGCUUUAGCUAGCGCGACGGCGCCGGAGGACUGCCCUGCUACAGGCGUCUCUAUAAUCGCCCAUAGCGGCGACCCGGUCGGAAAGGAGCAGGUCUAUGAAGGGAUCAACAUGUAUGUCACGGGCAACGCGUCAGAUGUAGGCGUGUUAUAUUUGACGGAUGUGUUCGGUAUCCAAUUGCUAGAAAAUAAACUACUCGCGGAUAGCUUCGGACGAGCGGGCUAUCUUACGGUCGCGCCGGACUUGUUCAACGGCACACCGGCUCCGGGGGAUAUCAACGGGCAACCGGAUUUCAAUGCGACCAAGUUCCUUGACGAUCAUCGGCCCGAAGUCAGCGAUCCGAUUAUUGCGACGGCCAUUGACUUCUUGCGCACCACGCUCGGCGUAAAGAAAGUCGUCGUUACCGGAUACUGUUUCGGCGGUCGCUACACGUUCCGUUUCUUAGCAGAGGGGAAAGGUGCCGACGUGGGUUUUGCUGCUCAUCCAAGUUUACUAGAGGACGCGGAGAUUUCCGCAAUACGAGGCCCAGCUAGCAUCGCAGCGGCAGAUGCAGAUGAUAUGACACCGGCCGCAAGGCGGUCACAAAUUGAAGCUUUGCUUCUUGAGACUGGGCUACCUUACUCCCUUGCAUUAUAUGGCGGCACUUCACAUGGAUUUGGUGUCCGAGCCAACAUUUCGGACCCGAAGCAGAAGUUCGGAAAAGAAGAGGCUUUCUUCCAGGCUAUCAGGUGGUUCAAUGCAUGGGCUUAAUCCUGUUGGGUACGUCUAGUCUGUAGAGUACCCAACCUAGGUGGUUAAUGAGUAUAUGUGAUGUGAAAACCGAAAACACAGAUGUAGAAGUGUACAUGGACCCGAUGAAGAUCUCGUACGCAUUGUGCAUUAAAGAGUAGCAGAACAUCGAGCGUAACCCUAACAAUCGUGUUGUUAUGUUUCGGAUGAAUAGUAACAGCGGUAAUCCUGAAGUCAUGGUAAUUUGCGUUUAGACACGAGUCAAAACCGGGGAACCUCAGCAGGGGGAGUAAACAGAUGUGGAUCUUGAGAUUAUCAACGUUGGCCUGAUCAACGUGUUGUUCAUAUGUAGUUAGAUGUUGAUAUGUAAUAUGUAAUAUGUAACUGACUUAUAAAGUCGAGCUAGACUUGGAAUGAAAUUGGAUUAGGUACAAUUAACUUUUUCUGGGAGCAAAACAUAAUCGAUAAUGGUUCCUAGCUCAUGGUAAAAUAGAUUAAGUGAAGAUUGG